Molecule: messenger RNA, 2451 nt
Organism: Quercus robur (English oak)
Lineage: Eukaryota; Viridiplantae; Streptophyta; Magnoliopsida; Fagales; Fagaceae
Product: protein BONZAI 3-like
Exons: 16
Coding region: 299-2053 (584 amino acids)
Biological process (GO): cellular response to calcium ion
Cellular component (GO): plasma membrane
Molecular function (GO): calcium-dependent phospholipid binding
Source: RefSeq, a predicted model, not a curated record
UACUACUACACAAACCAAAACUCCUUUUCCUGGAAUUCCCUUUAAAUUUCCAAAUUUCCAAUCAAACAGUAAAUUUCCAACCAAAUUUCCAUAACAAGCAGAAAUCAGAAUCCGUAUCCUCCAAACGCGUGAAAUAUUUCACCUAUUUAUUGUGACACACAGGGGCUGCGUGACAUGAAAUUGCUCUUGAAUUUUUAUAGACUCAGAGUCUCAGAGAGAGAAAAAAGAAAAAGAAAAAGAGAAUUAGAAUAGUUUAAGUUUUUACUUUUUAGGGUUUCACAGAAGAGAGAGAGAGAGAAUGGGAAAUUGCUUUUCAGAUUUGGAGGGAGGAAAGCAGGCCGUGGGUGGGGCCCAACAGAGGCCCACUAGUGCCAACGAUGGUGGUCACAACGACGCCGUUGACUUCUUCUACAGGUCCCGUGGCCUUCAACCUCUAUUCACUCAAAUUGAGUUAUCUCUAUCAGCAUCUAACUUGCUUGAUCGUGAUAUCACUUCAAAGAGUGAUCCCAUGGCUGUGGUGUAUGCAAAGAAAAUAGAUGGUAAACUAGAGGAGUUAGGUCGCACUGAGGUUGUACUGAAUAGUUUGAAUCCUGCAUGGAUAGAAAAAGUUACAGUUGCAUUCCAAUUCGAGAUCGUGCAACCAUUGGUAUUUCAUGUGUAUGAUGUGGAUACAAAAUAUCAUAAUAUACCUGUGAAGAUGCUAAAAUUGAAGGAUCAAGAAUUUCUUGGAGAGGCCACUUGUAUUCUAUCAGAGGUAGUGACUAACCAAACUCGGAGUUUAACCCUAAAUCUCCAUAUCAAAAAUGGGCAUACGGGCUUGAGUAACUUUGGGGCACUCACUAUCCAUGCAGAGGAAACAGUUGCUUCGAGGAGUUGUGUUGAGAUGAUAGUCCAUUGUUCCCACUUGGAUAACAAGGACCUAUUCUCUAAAAGUGAUCCUUUUUUAAGAAUAUCUAGAAUCGUUGAGACUGGAGGUUUUGUUCCAAUAUUCAAGACUGAAGUGGUGAACAACAAUUUGAAUCCAAUUUGGAAACCCCUAUGCCUGAGUGUACAACAGUUUGGAAAUAAGGAUAACCCAUUAAUUAUUGAGUGCUUUGAUUUCAAUAGCAGUGGCAAUCAUGUGCUUAUUGGUAAGCUCCAAAAGUCAGUGGCAGACCUGGAAAAACUUCAUAAAGAAAGAAGUGGUGCAAAUCUCACCUUACCAUCUUCUCAUCGUGGUCAUGAUAAGGUUUUGAAGGGACAGCUGUUUGUGGAUCAAUUUUGUGAAAAGCAACAGUAUAGCUUUCUGGAUUACAUUUCUAGUGGAUUUGAGCUUAACUUUAUGGUUGCUGUUGACUUUACAGCCUCAAAUGGAAAUCCUCAAAAUCCAGAUUCUUUACACUACAUUGAUCCAUCUGGUCGGUUGAAUUCUUAUCAACGGGCUAUAUUGGAGGUUGGGGAGGUCAUUCAGUUUUAUGAUUCUGAUAGGCAUUUUCCUGCUUGGGGCUUUGGAGGAAGAACAUGUGAUGGGACCACAUCGCAUUGUUUUAACUUGAAUGGAAGUGCAGGUGCCUUUGAGGUUGAAGGAGUUGAGGGAAUUAUGGCUGCUUAUUCAAGUGCUCUACAUAAUGUUGCUCUGGCAGGACCCACUUUAUUUGGCCAAGUGAUCAACAAAGCUGCACAAAUUGCUGGCCAGUCCAUCUCCUACAACAGCAACAAGUACUUUGUUUUGCUCAUUAUUACGGAUGGAGUCCUUACAGACCUACAAGAAACAAAAGACGCUUUGGUCAGGGCAUCUGAUCUUCCACUAUCAAUUCUCAUAGUAGGAGUGGGAGGUGCUGAUUUUACGCAAAUGGAGGUGCUUGAUGCUGACAAUGGAAGACGAUUAGAGAGCUCUACAAGUCGUGUGGCAACACGUGACAUUGUACAAUUUGUUCCAAUGCGAGAAGUACAUAUUGGACAGAUUUCUGUGGUUCAGGCUCUAUUGGAAGAGCUACCUGGACAGUUUUUGACAUACAUGCGGGGUAGAGAUAUCAAGCCACGGCCUCUCCAUGUAGCUCCAACAUCUGCUUGAGAACAUUUUCCAGGUCCACAAGAUGUACAAACAUGCUGAUUUUGCUCACAACAACUAAAAGUUUUAAAAGGUCUGAACCACUAAUAGGUCUACUUACCUGAAAGGAGAUUGUUAUUUUUUUUUUAGGAUUGAAGAUUGAACCACUAACGGGUUUACUUGCUCGUAAAGAUCUCUUUAUUUCAUCCUAAUAGAAAAAAGUACAGUUGUUUUUUUCUUAGAACUUUAUCUUGUCUAAGGAUAAUUAUACUUUUAUUUAGCCUUUUAUUUUUAAGUAAAAUAAACCAUUGAAACAAAUUUAUAACAAAAAAUUUAGUCUUGUAAAGGUGAAAGUAUCCCCUAGGUUGUAACUCGUUUCAUAGAGUAGGUCUCACACAAGGAUGUGGGGUCUGUACUUGUAA